AUGGUAGUGCGCCCUUACUUCACGGCGCAGAAGCAGGUGCUUCCUUUCGACAAGGUUAUCGAGCUUGAGAAGAUUGACGACUGGACAUUUCGGUCCAUCGUGAAAGCAUAUUCACCAACUGGAUGGUUUGUCUUAGGUGGCAAGCCUAAUGAGCACUAUACCUACAAGGUCAACAACAUUAGGGACGGCUUCAAUUACUGCACUCGUUCUGUGACCGUCUCUCAGAUCGCUGCCCUCGGAGAGAUGUUCACUUGCACUUGUUCCUUUAAGAAAGAGGAGGAAUCGCCGUUCGAUAUCCAAGAUCAGGUCGACUUGAAAGAGAUGUACCGCGAUGUUUUAGAGGGCAAAGAGACCGAGCCGAUGGAGCAUCCUGCAGCGCCCAGUAACGACUCAGAGUACUUCCACGAAACAUACCUGAAGGCACAUCCGGAUCACUUUAAUCCUAUAGCUGGACUGCAUUUGAGGAAAGCAGACAUGUCAAAGUAUAACGAGAAGCGCAACGCUCUUGACCGACGGCAACUCACAUUCUAUUCGCUUCGAGGUUCGUUACCGUUGCCCACUGCGCCAUAUCCGCCUCGAGCAGAGUUCACCGGAAAAAUAUCCUUGACACGAGAAGCGAACAUGCACGCUUGUGGUCAUCUUUACGCCUCAGAUCGUAAUUCGCUAUUCAUUGUACCGAAUCACCUCGAUCUUCCACGCGACUAUACAAGAAUGGCGUCACUGUCCCAUAGUGUUAUCUUCCACGUCGGUAUCAAAGACCUGGUGAUGCCAGCCGAGCCGCGUAUCAGCCAUCCGGACGCCGAUCCAACGCUUUGGGAAGAUGGGUCGCUCCCACUGUGCAAUUUGGAGGGCCAUCAUGAAGGCGAUAUAGAUGGCCGCAAAUGGUUUGUCCAAGAAGCACAUCUCACAAGAGCGACUGGAGGAAGAGCUUUACACACUUCCCGCAUGUGGGACUAUGAGAGAGGAGUUCACAUCGCGACUACGUUUCAGGAUGGACUGAUCAGAUUCAAACCUGACGCGAAGAUUUGA
Parastagonospora nodorum SN15 is the source of this 1029-nucleotide messenger RNA. RefSeq lists its product as hypothetical. Gene Ontology annotation, cellular component: peroxisomal matrix. Gene Ontology annotation, molecular function: fatty acyl-CoA hydrolase activity. Gene Ontology annotation, biological process: acyl-CoA metabolic process; fatty acid catabolic process. The transcript is spliced from 2 exons. The record is from RefSeq and is a predicted model, not a curated record. Bases 1 to 1029 code for a protein of 342 amino acids. Lineage: Eukaryota; Fungi; Ascomycota; Dothideomycetes; Pleosporales; Phaeosphaeriaceae.